Messenger RNA from Symphalangus syndactylus (siamang), 9508 nucleotides. It is a transcript of the gene F5, whose product is annotated as coagulation factor V. NCBI's taxonomy places the organism in Eukaryota, Metazoa, Chordata, Mammalia, Primates, Hylobatidae. The record is from RefSeq and is a predicted model, not a curated record. Gene Ontology annotation, molecular function: copper ion binding; signaling receptor activity. Gene Ontology annotation, cellular component: plasma membrane. Gene Ontology annotation, biological process: blood coagulation.
GGGAGGGAGAGCCAGAGCUGCUGCUGCCGCCUUGUGCAAGAACUGCAGGGGAGGAGGACGCUGCCACCCACAGCCUCCAGAGCUCAUUGCAGCUGGGACAGCCCGGAGUGGGGUUAGUCAGCAGCUCGGCAAGCGCUGCCCAGGUCCUGGGGUGGUGGCAGCCAGUGGGAGCAGGAAAGGAAGCAUGUUCCCAGGCUGCCCACGCCUCUGGGUCCUGGUGGUCUUGGGCACCAGCUGGGUAGGCUGGGGGAGCCAAGGGACAGAAGCGGCACAGCUAAGGCAGUUCUACGUGGCUGCUCAGGGCAUCAGUUGGAGCUACCGACCUGAGCCCACAAACUCAAGCUUGAAUCUUUCUGCAACUUCCUUUAAGAAAAUUGUCUACAGAGAGUAUGAACCAUAUUUUAAGAAAGAGAAACCACAAUCUACCAUUUCAGGACUUCUUGGGCCUACUUUAUAUGCUGAAGUCGGAGACAUCAUAAAAGUUCACUUUAAAAAUAAGGCAGAUAAGCCCUUAAGCAUCCAUCCUCAAGGAAUUAGGUACAGUAAAUUAUCAGAAGGUGCUUCUUACCUUGACCACACAUUCCCUGUGGAGAAGAUGGACGACGCUGUGGCUCCAGGCCGAGAAUACACCUAUGAAUGGAGUAUCAGUGAGGACAGUGGACCCACCCAUGAUGACCCUCCAUGCCUCACACACAUCUAUUACUCCCAUGAAAAUCUGAUCGAGGAUUUCAACUCUGGGCUGAUUGGGCCCCUGCUUAUCUGUAAAAAAGGGACCCUAACUGAGGAUGGGACACAGAAGAUGUUUGACAAGCAAAUUGUGCUACUAUUUGCUGUGUUUGAUGAAAGCAAGAGCCGGAGCCGGUCAUCAUCCCUAAUGUACACAGUCAAUGGAUAUGUGAAUGGGACAAUGCCAGAUAUAACAGUUUGUGCCCAUGACCACAUCAGCUGGCAUCUGCUGGGAAUGAGCUCGGGGCCAGAAUUGUUCUCCAUUCAUUUCAACGGCCAGGUCCUGGAGCAGAACCAUCAUAAGGUCUCAGCCAUCACCCUUGUCAGUGCUACAUCCACUACCGCAAAUAUGACUGUGGGCCCAGAGGGAAAGUGGAUCAUAUCUUCUCUCACCCCAAAACAUUUGCAAGCUGGGAUGCAGGCUUAUAUUGACAUUAAAAACUGCCCAAAGAAAACCAGGAAUCCUAAGAAAAUAACUCGUGAGCAGAGGCGGCACAUGAAGAGGUGGGAAUACUUCAUUGCUGCAGAGGAAGUCAUUUGGGACUAUGCACCUGUAAUACCAGCGAAUAUGGACAAAAAAUACAGGUCUCAGCAUUUGGAUAAUUUCUCAAACCAAAUUGGAAAACAUUAUAAGAAAGUUAUGUACACACAAUACGAAGAUGAGUCCUUCACCAAACAUACAGUGAAUCCCAAUAUGAAAGAAGAUGGGAUUUUGGGUCCUAUUAUCAGAGCCCAGGUCAGAGACACACUCAAAAUCGUGUUCAAAAAUAUGGCCAGCCGCCCCUAUAGCAUUUACCCUCAUGGAGUGACCUUCUCGCCUUAUGAAGAUGAAGUCAACUCUUCUUUCACCUCAGGCAGGAACAACACCAUGAUCAGAGCAGUUCAACCAGGGGAAACCUAUACUUAUAAGUGGAACAUCUUAGAGUUUGAUGAACCCACAGAAAACGAUGCCCAGUGCUUAACAAGACCAUACUACAGUGACGUAGACAUCAUGAGAGACAUCGCCUCUGGGCUAAUAGGACUACUUCUAAUCUGUAAGAGCAGAUCCCUGGACAGGCGAGGAAUACAGAGGGCAGCAGACAUCGAACAGCAGGCUGUGUUCGCUGUGUUUGAUGAGAACAAAAGCUGGUACCUUGAGGACAACAUCAACAAGUUUUGUGAAAAUCCUGAUGAGGUGAAACGUGAUGACCCCAAGUUUUAUGAAUCAAACAUCAUGAGCACUAUCAAUGGCUAUGUGCCCGAGAGCAUAACUACUCUCGGAUUCUGCUUUGAUGACACUGUCCAGUGGCACUUCUGUAGUGUGGGGACCCAGAAUGAAAUUUUGACCAUCCACUUCACUGGGCACUCAUUCAUCUACGGAAAGAGGCAUGAGGACACCCUGACCCUCUUCCCCAUGCGUGGAGAAUCUGUGACAGUCACAAUGGAUAAUGUUGGAACUUGGAUGUUAACUUCCAUGAAUUCUAGUCCAAGAAGCAAAAAGCUGAGGCUGAAAUUCAGGGAUGUUAAAUGUAUCCCAGAUGAUGAUGAAGACUCAUAUGAGAUUUUUGAACCUCCAGAAUCUACAGUCAUGGCUACACGGAAAAUGCAUGAUCGUUUAGAACCUGAAGAUGAAGAGAGUGAUGCUGACUAUGAUUACCAGAGCAGACUGGCUGCAGCAUUAGGAAUUAGGUCAUUCAGAAACUCAUCAUUGAAUCAGGAAGAAGAAGAGUUCAAUCUUACUGCCCUCGUUCUGGAGAAUGGCACUGAAUUCAUUUCUUCGAACACAGAUAUAAUUGUUGGUUCAAAUUAUUUUUCCCCAAGUAAUAUUAGUAAGCUCACUGCCAGUAACCUUGCAGAACCUCAGAAAACUCCUUCUCACCAACAAGCCACCACAGCUAGUUCCCCACUGAGACAUCUCAUUGGCAAGAACUCAGUUCUCAAUUCUUCCACAGCAGAGCAUUCCAGCCCUUAUUCUGAAGACCCUAUGGAGGAUCCUCUACAGCCAGAUGUCACAGGGAUACGUCUACUUUCACUUGGUGCCGGAGAAUUCAAAAGUCAAGAACAUGCUAAGCAUAAGGGACCCAAGGUAGAAAGAGACCAAGCAGCAAAGCACAGGUUCUCCCGGAUGAAAUUACUAGCACAUAAAUUUGGGAGACACUUAAGCCAAGAUACUGGUUCUCCUUCCAGAAUGAAGCCCUGGGAGGACCCUCCUAGUGAUCUGUUACUCUUAAAACAAAAUAACCCAUCUAAGAUUUUGGUUAGGAGAUGGCAUUUGGCUUCUGAGAAAGGUAGCUAUGAAAUAAUCCAAGAUACUGAUGAAGACACAGCUGUUAACAAUCAGUUGAUCAGCCCCCAGAAUGCCUCACGUGCUUGGGGAGAAAGCACCCCUCUUGUCAACAAGCCUGGAAAGCAGAGUGGCCACCCAAAGUUUCCUAGAGUUAGACAUAAAUCUCUACAAGUAAGACAGGAUGGAGGAAAGAGUAGACUGAAGAAAAGCCAGUUUCUCAUUAAGACACGAAAAAAGAAAAAAGAGAAGCACGCAUACCAUGCUCCUUUAUCUCCGAGGACCUUUCACCCUCUAAGAAGUGAAGCCUACAACACAUUUUCAGAAAGAACACUUAAGCAUUCGUUGUUACUUCAUAAAUCCAAUGAAACAUCUCUUCCCACAGACCUCAAUCAGACAUUGCCCUCUAUGGAUUUUGGCUGGAUAGCCUCACUUCCUGACCAUAAUCAGAAUUCCUCAAAUGACACUGGUCAGACAAGCUCUCCUCGGGGUCUUUAUCAGACAGUGCCCCCAGAGGAACACUAUCAAACAUUCCCCAUUGAAGACCCUGAUCAAACGCACUCUACUUCAGACCCCAGUCACAGAUCUUCUCCAGAGCUCAGUGAGAUGCUUGAGUAUGACCAAAGUCACAAGUCCUUCCCCACUGAUAUAAGUCAAAUGUCCCCUUCCUCAGAGCAUGAAGUCUGGCAGACAAUCACUUCUCCAGACCUCAGCCAGGUGACCCUCUCUCCAGAACUCAGCCAGACAAACCUCUCUCUAGACCUCAGCCACACGACUCUCUCUCCAGAACUCAGUCAGACAAACCUUUCCCCAGCCCUCGGUCAGAUGCCCAUUUCUCUAGACCUCAGUCAUACAACCCUUUCUCCAGACCUCAGUCAUACAACCCUUUCUCCAGACCUCAGCCAUACAACCCUUUCUCCAGACCUCAGCCAUAGAACCCUUUCUCCAGACCUCAGCCAUACAACCCUUUCUCCAGACCUCAGCCAUACAACCCUUUCUCCAGACCUCAGCCAUACAACCCUUUCUCCAGACCUCAGCCAUACAACCCUUUCUCCAGACCUCAGCCAUACAACCCUUUCUCCAGACCUCAGCCAUACAACCCUUUCUCCAGACUUCAGCCAUACAACCCUUUCCCCAGACCUCAGCCAAACAACCCUUUCUCCAGACCUCAGCCAUACAACCCUUUCUUUAGACCUCAGCCAGACAAACCUCUCUCCAGAACUCAGUCAGACAAACCUUUCCCCAGCCCUCGGUCAGAUGCCCCUUUCUCCAGACCUCAGCCAUACAACCCUUUCUCCAGACCUCAGCCAGACAAACCUCUCUCCAGAACUCAGCCAUACGACUCUCUCUCCAGAAUUCAGUCAGACAAACCUUUCCCCAGCCCUCAGUCAGAUGCCCAUUUCUCCAGACUUCAGCCACACAACCCUUUCUCUAGACUUCAGCCAGACAAACCUCUCUCCAGAACUCAGUCAGACAAACCCUUCCCCAGCCCUUGGUCAGAUGCCCCUUUCUCCAGACCCCAGCCAUACAACCCUUUCUCUAGACUUCAGCCAGACAAACCUCUCUCCAGAACUCAGUCAGACAAAACUUUCCCCAGACCUCAGUGAGAUGCCCCUCUUUGCCGAUCUCAGUCAAAUUCCCCUUACCCCAGACCUCGACCAGAUGACACUUUCUCCAGACCUUGGUGAGACAGACCUUUCCCCAGACUUUGGUCAGAUGUCCCUUUCCCCAGACCUCAGCCAGGUGACUCUCUCACCAGACAUCAGUGACACCACCCUUCUGCCUGAUCUCAGCCAGGUAUCGCCUCCUCCAGACCUUGAUCAGAUAUUCUACCCUUUUGAAUCUAAUCAGUCAUUGCUUCUUCCAGAAUUUAAUGAGACUUUUCCUUAUCCAGACCUUGGUCAGAUGCCAUCUCCUUCAUCUCCUACUCUCAAUGAUACUUUUCUAUCAAAGGAAUUUAAUCCACUGGUUAUAGUGGGCCUCAGUAAAGAUGGUACAGAUUACAUUGAGAUUAUUCCAAAGGAAGAGGUCCAGAGCAGUGAAGAUGACUAUGCUGAAAUUGAUUAUGUGCCCUAUGAUGACCCCUACAAAACUGAUGUUAGGACAAAUAUCAACUCCUCCAGAAAUCCUGACAACAUCGCAGCAUGGUACCUCCGCAGCAACAAUGGAAACAGAAGAAAUUAUUACAUUGCUGCUGAAGAAAUAUCCUGGGAUUAUUCAGAAUUUGUACAAAGGGAAACAGAUAUUGAAGACUCUGAUGAUAUUCCAGAAGAAACCACAUAUAAGAAAGUAGUUUUUCGAAAGUACUUCGACAGCACUUUUACCAAACGUGAUCCUCGAGGGGAGUAUGAAGAGCAUCUCGGAAUUCUUGGUCCUAUUAUCAGAGCUGAAGUGGAUGAUGUUAUCCAAGUUCGUUUUAAAAAUUUAGCAUCCAGACCAUAUUCACUACAUGCCCAUGGACUUUCCUAUGAAAAAUCAUCAGAGGGAAAGACUUAUGAAGAUGACUCUCCUGAAUGGUUUAAGGAAGAUAAUGCUGUUCAGCCAAAUAGCAGUUAUACCUACGUAUGGCAUGCCACUGAGCGAUCAGGGCCAGAAAGUCCUGGCUCUGCCUGUCGGGCUUGGGCCUACUACUCAGCUGUGAACCCAGAAAAAGAUAUUCACUCAGGCUUGAUAGGUCCCCUUCUAAUCUGCCAAAAAGGAAUACUACAUAAGGACAGCAACAUGCCUGUGGACAUGAGAGAAUUUGUCUUACUAUUUAUGACCUUUGAUGAAAAGAAGAGCUGGUACUAUGAAAAGAAGUCCCGAAGUUCUUGGAGACUCACAUCCUCAGAAAUGAAAAAAUCCCAUGAGUUUCACGCCAUUAAUGGGAUGAUCUACAGCUUGCCUGGCCUGAGAAUGUACGAGCAAGAGUGGGUGAGGUUACACCUGCUGAACAUAGGUGGCUCCCAAGACAUUCACGUGGUUCACUUUCACGGCCAGACCUUGCUGGAAAAUGGCAAUAAACAGCACCAGUUAGGGGUCUGGCCCCUUCUGCCUGGUUCAUUUAAAACUCUUGAAAUGAAGGCAUCAAAACCUGGCUGGUGGCUCCUAAACACAGAGGUUGGAGAAAACCAGAGAGCAGGGAUGCAAACGCCAUUUCUUAUCAUGGACAGAGACUGUAGGAUACCAAUGGGACUAAGCACUGGUAUCAUAUCUGAUUCACAGAUCAAGGCUUCAGAGUUUCUGGGCUACUGGGAGCCCAGAUUAGCAAGAUUAAACAAUGGUGGAUCUUAUAAUGCUUGGAGUGUAGAAAAACUUCCAGCAGAAUUUGCCUCUAAACCUUGGAUCCAGGUGGACAUGCAAAAAGAAGUCAUAAUCACAGGGAUCCAGACCCAAGGUGCCAAACACUACCUGAAGUCCUGCUAUACCACAGAGUUCUAUGUAGCUUACAGUUCCAACCAGAUCAACUGGCAGAUCUUCAAGGGGAACAGCACAAGGAAUGUGAUGUAUUUUAAUGGCAAUUCAGAUGCCUCUACAAUAAAAGAGAAUCAGUUUGACCCACCUAUUGUGGCUAGAUAUAUUAGGAUCUCUCCAACUCGAGCCUAUAACAGACCUACCCUUCGAUUGGAGCUGCAAGGUUGUGAGGUAAACGGAUGUUCCACACCCCUGGGUAUGGAAAAUGGAAAGAUAGAAAACAAGCAAAUCACAGCUUCUUCGUUUAAAAAAUCUUGGUGGGGAGAUUACUGGGAACCCUUCCGUGCCCGUCUGAAUGCCCAGGGACGUGUGAAUGCCUGGCAAGCCAAGGCAAACAACAAUAAGCAGUGGCUAGAAAUUGAUCUACUCAAGAUCAAGAAGAUAACAGCAAUUAUAACACAGGGCUGCAAGUCUCUGUCCUCUGAAAUGUAUGUAAAGAGCUAUACCAUCCACUACAGUGACCAGGGAGUGGAAUGGAAACCAUACAGGCUGAAAUCCUCCAUGGUGGACAAGAUUUUUGAAGGAAAUACUAAUACCAAAGGACAUGUGAAGAACUUUUUCAACCCCCCAAUCAUUUCCAGGUUUAUCCGUGUCAUUCCUAAAACAUGGAAUCAAAGUAUUGCACUUCGCCUGGAACUCUUUGGCUGUGAUAUUUACUAGAAUUGAAUAUUCAAAAAUCCCUGGAAGAGACUCUUUAAGACCUUAAACCAUUUAGAAUGGGCAAUGUAUUUUACACUGUGUUAAAUGUUAACAGUUUUCCACUAUUUCUCUUUUUUUUUCUAUUAGUGAAUAAAAUUUUAUACAAGAAGCUUUUAUAAUGUAACUCCUUGCUACCAGUAAGUAAGAUAAUGGCUAUUACUUCUGCAUUAAUUUGAAUACAGAUAGGAAAAUAUCAAGAACCAACAAGAAAAGGGCUUAUCUUUCUUAAUGAUUAAAAAUGCUAUUAAGUAAUAUUUAUGUAGUUAAAAUGCUUCAUUAUAACUCUUUUAAAUCCUAUAUACACUAAUAAAACAGAUAUUACUUUAAAUAAUAAUUGAUAGACCUGGUAACUUUCAUUCCUACAUUUUUCUUUAGAAUAAUUAUGACUUAAGAGCAAAGGAAACAAACACAUGAUUUUUUAAUGGUUUUUCUUGACAGUGAAGAGAAAAACAAUAUUAUCAAAUAAAAUAAGUACUUAAAAUAUCCUGUCUUUCCUAUAUAACAAUGAUUUUUCUGACUUUCCAUGAGUAAAGAAACAGCCAAGCAUCUUUUCAGUAGCCCCAUUGAAAUUGUGAAUCCGUCCUGGUCUCCCUAAGGACUGCACACAUUGAUAUUCAAGGUUGGUGGUCAUUACAUAUGGAACAGAACUAAAAUAACCAUGGUAGAACUGAAUGUGUAAUGUUGGCUUUAUUCUAGCUGGUACUACAUGGCACACAGUUUCAAAACAUAAUUUCACCUACGGGAAAGCUCAGACCUGUAAAACAGAGCAUGGGAACUGCUGGUCUAAAUGCAGUUGUUCCUGCUCAAAGAGACCUCUGGCCAAACUGGCAAGCAGUUAAAGUUUACUUUCAGGGCCCUCCUCUCUAUGGCCUCAACUUCCUCCUCUCUCUUCUUCCAGCAACUUCCCCUUUCAUCAUUUCUUUCCCUGGGGACUUGGCAUUCAGUGAUCCUGUAGAUAUUGCACAACUGGGCAAACUUUAGACAUCCUUAAAGUCACAUGAGAUAGACAGUCAUUUGGGAUGUCUGAAAUAAACCAUCACAAAACUUAGUGUUAAAACAGCAACCAAAAAAAAUUUAUGUGAGAUUAUGGAUAUGUUACUUAGCUUGAUUUAAUCAUCCCAUAACGUGUACAUAUAUCAAAAUGUUAUGUAUACCAUAAAUAUACACAAUUUUAUCAACGGAAUUCAUAACAAUCUCUCAGGCCACAGUGCAAUCAAAUUAGAACUCAGGAUUAAGAAACUCACUCAAAACCACACAACUACAUGGAAACUGAACAACCUGCUCCUGAAUGACUACUGGGUAAAUAAUGAAAUUAAGGCAGAAAUAAAUAAGUUCUUUAAAACCAAUGAGAACAAAGAGAUAACAUACCAGAAUCUCUAGGAAACAGGGCUUCGCUUUUGCCGCAUUCCAUUUGUUGUGAACACAAAUUACAGGCCAGUCUAGAUUCAACAUAGAAGGGAACUGCAUAAGGACCACAUACCAGGAGGCAUAAUUCACUGGGAGCAUCUUUAGCAACUACCAGAGUUACCUGUUGCCCAUACCAGUGGGGUAAGCCCUAUGAAUGUAUAUGAGAGUUUCAAACAUCCACAAAACAUUGGCUUUCUAAUAUUUGUAUUCCCACUAUUCCUUUCUUUUCAUGAUUCAUGUCAUUGUCCCAUCAACAUUUCUAAGAUUUCCAUUCUGUUAUGAGCAAAAGAGAAUGUUAGAAGGUAGGGGAAACAUUUCUUUGUUUUCUACAGAGCCAGCCUCAUGGAUGUGUGUGAUCUGUUCAGUUGCAAAGGGUCCCAUGCUCAGAAGGACCACAUGCUUAAUUUAAUGCUUUGCAGUUACCCUCUUGAAAUCCUUUAUUUUUUAAGAAGGAAUUCAACGUUUCCAUUUUUCAAUGAACCCCACAAAUUACACAGCUAGUCCUGGGCUUCUCUACUGUGAAAUUGGGCAGGAUCUCUCUUGAUCUAGAAUUUACUAAGGCAUAAUAGGGGCAAAAAAAUCAUAUGAAAUAAUGGGGGGUAGGGAAGAGAUGGGAAUGGAGCAUGAGAUCCAGCUUUGUUAUCCUCUACUUGAGAAAAAUAAGGCACCAAAGAUUAAACAACUUACCCAAGGAUAUUGCUUGUUAGUGUCAGAACUGAAACCAGAAACCAAAUGAUCAUACCCCUAGCCUUUUAGUCUGGUUUCUCUUCCAUAAAAUGAAAAUUAUAAUGUUUCUAAUCCAUUACUCAGACAGACAUGAAUAUUAAUUGAUAAUGACUAUUAAUUGAUCUGGAAAAUACUUGUUUGGGGAUCAAUAAUAUGUUUGGGCUAUUAUCUGAUGCUGUGUAGAAAUAUUAAAACCCCUCUUAUUUUGAAAUAAAAAAGAAUUUCUACUUUUUA